This is a messenger RNA of Letharia lupina, 417 nucleotides long. RefSeq lists its product as uncharacterized. The record is from RefSeq and is a predicted model, not a curated record. Gene Ontology annotation, cellular component: mitochondrial small ribosomal subunit. Lineage: Eukaryota; Fungi; Ascomycota; Lecanoromycetes; Lecanorales; Parmeliaceae. The transcript is spliced from 3 exons. Gene Ontology annotation, molecular function: structural constituent of ribosome. Gene Ontology annotation, biological process: mitochondrial translation. Bases 1 to 417 code for a protein of 138 amino acids.
AUGAUGCCGACUCGCCGACAUAUCGACGAAUGUUUGAGCUCGCCCAGGUCAGCAGCACUGAAGACCGCCCUCCGAUGUAUCAACGAUAACAACUCUAUUCCAUCAGUGGAACCUACAACCAUGCCUCCUAAAGGCGGCAGCACGAAGCUCGCCCCUCCCCGCCUCCCUCCCCUCCCCAAACUCCGUGUCCGGCGACCGAACCGACCGGGAGAAAAUCCUUGCGUCGGGAUCAUGACUUCGGUACUAGGAUGUUGGGCGUCCUCAGGCAACGUAGCAGCGCACUGCCAGCACUUGGAGCAGUCGUUGAGGGCUUGUAUGGAUGCGCCGAGAGAGAAGACUGGGAAGAAAAAUACGAUCAAUUACCAUCUCAUGCGGCUGUAUCCGAAGAUCAAGGGACCGACCAAGCAGGGCAAAUGA